UCCGCCGCCCACCGGCGGGCAGCGCUGCCGCCUCAGCGGCCGGGAGGAGCGGCCGGCCCGCCCGCUGCCGCCGGGCAUGAGCCGCGGCUCCGCGGGCGGCCGCAGCGGUGCCAGUGGCGGCGGGCGGCGGCGGCGGCGGCGCGCCCCGCGAGCGGCGGCGGCCUGCGCGGGCGGCGGCGGCGGGAGAUGCGCUUGCUGCCGGCGGCGCCAGGAGCAGCAUGUUGCCCGGUGCCGACAGCGCUAGCAGCGCGGCCGAGGCGGCCGCCGCCGGCCCGCCGGGCUCGCACGGCCCCGGCGGCGAGGCCGCCCGCCGCAGCGCCCCGGCGGCCGCCGCUGUGGAGGAGGCGGAGGACGAGGAGGACGAGGAUCGCGGCUCGUCCCGGCUGGUGCUGGCGGCCGGGCUGGGGCUGCUGGCCGUGUCCCUCGCGCACCUGGGGCAGGAGCGGGCCGAGGCGGGCGCCGCCGGGCCGCCGUGCCUGGCGCUGCCGCUGCUGCGCCUCGGCCUCUACGCGGGCUGCGCCGCCGCCGCCGCCGCGCUCGGCGCCCUGCUCGGCCUGACCUGCCGCGGCCGCCCGCCGCCGCCGCGCUUCGCCGCCGCCGCCGCUCCGGCGCUGGGCGCCGCGGGGAGUAACUGGUCUGGAAACUCCCAUGACUCGGUUCAGUCCAGGAGAGUGGUCAUUUCUCACAACAUGGAUAAAGCGCUGAAAGAAGUGUUUGACUACAGCUAUAGAGAUUACAUCCUGUCCUGGUAUGGGCAACUCAGCAGAGAUGAAGGGCAGCUGUACCAGCUGCUAUCUGAAGACUUCUGGGAGAUUGCCAAGCAGCUGCGACAGAGGCUGAGUCACAUUGAUGUAGUUAAAGUUGUCUGCAAUGAUGUGGUGAAAGCUUUACUCACACACUUCUGUGAUCUUAAAGGAGCCAGUGUCAGGCAAGAAGAUCCACCGAAGCCCUUUUUGCUGCACCCAUGCUUGAGGAGCUCUGAUGAAGAAGUAAGAUUCCUGCAAAAAUGUUCUCAAAUUCUGGUGUAUUGUCUCCUACCCUCAAAGGAUGUCCAGUCUGUCAGCUUGCGCAUAGUCCUUGCAGAAAUACUUGCAACAAAAGUACUGAAACCAGUGGUGGAGCUGCUGAGUGAUCCAGAUUAUAUCAACCGAAUGCUGCUCAGCCAGCUGGAGUACAGAGAACAGAUGAAUGAGCAUCACAAGAAAGACUACACAUAUGCUCCUUCUUAUGAGGAGUUCAUCAAGCUCAUUAGCAGCAACUCUGAUAUUGAAUUCCUGAAACAGCUGAGGUAUCAGAUUGUAGUGGAAAUAGUUCAGGCAACCACAAUCAGCAAUUUUCCCCAAGUGAAGAAGCAGAAAGAUUCAAAAGGAAAAGAAACUGCUGCGAUGAAAGCUGACCUACUGAGGGCUCGCAAUGUGAAGAGGUAUAUUAAUCAGCUGACAGUGGCAAAGAAGCAGUGUGAGAAGAGAAUAAGGCUUUUGGGGGGGCCUGCUUAUGAUCAGCAGGAAGAUGGCACUUCUGAUGAAGGUGAUGGCCCCCAAAGUCAGAAGAUUCUUCAGUUUGAGGAAAUUUUGGCCAGCCCUUCAUACCGAGAGCACUUCCGAAUCUACAUGGAUAGGAUGGACAAGAGAGCUUUGAUCAGUCUUUGGGAAUCUGUGGAGUGUCUGAAGAAUGCUAACAAGGCUGAAAUACCUCAGCUGGUGAGUGAAAUUUAUCAGAAUUUUUUUGUGGAAAGCAGAGAAAUACCCGUGGAAAAAUCACUUUAUAAAGAAAUACAGCAAAGUCUUGUGGGUAAUAAAGGCAUUGAAGUAUUCUACAGAAUUCAGGCAGAUGUUUAUGAAACUCUGAAGGAUAGAUACUACCCCUCGUUCAUUGUCAGUGAUUUAUAUGAGAGACUGAUCAAGCAGGAAGAGGAAAGAAGUUCUGUUCGACUCACACCUGAGGAUAAAGAUGAAGUGAGCCAAGGUUGUGAAGAAGCUAGUGAAGAAUGCAGCACGAGAAUUAAUGAGCAGGCCAGUUACGCUGUAAAUAAACUUCGCCAGCUAAAUGACAAGCUGGAGUACAAGAAACAGGCUCUAAGUUCCCUGUGUAGUUCACCAAAACCCGACAAAAAGAUUGUUUCCAAGUUGAAGGAUGAAAUUACUUUGAUGGAGAGAGAGCACAGUGACCUUCAGUUGCACAUUGCAAGAACGGACUGGUGGUGUGAGAAUCUUGGCAUGUGGAAAGCCUUCAUAGUCUCAGGCGAGGUUUUAGAAGAGAAUGGAGAACAAGUGCCCUGUUACUCUGUCAUGGUGAGUUUACAAGAAGCUGGUGGAGCUGAAACUAAGAACUGGACUGUUCCCAGGAAGCUCAGUGAGUUUCAGAGUCUACACCGGAAACUCAGUGAGUGUUUUCCGUCGUUAAAGAAAGUUCAGUUGCCUUCCCUCAGCAAGCUGCCCUUCAAAUCUGUGGAUCAGAAAUUCAUGGAGAAGUCCAAGAACCAGCUUAAUAACUUUCUGCAGAAAUUGCUCUCAGAUGAAAGACUCUGUCAGAGCGAAGCACUUUAUGCCUUCUUGAGCCCUUCCCCAGAGCACCUCAAAGUUAUUGAUGUGCAAGGAAAGAAGUCAUCUUUCUCGCUCUCAUCAUUUCUGGAACGACUUCCUGGUGAUUUGUUUUCUCAUCAAGAGCUGCAGCGUAGCCUGACAUUCUCAGAAAGUUUUAAAAGCUGGAUACCCAUCAAGGUACAGGAGUCAGUGAACAGUGGAGUGAUUUUGGAAGUUUACAGUGCACUUCGUUGCUGUGGGUUUUUCUUCCCCUUUUCUAACUAUGAAGAGAGAAAUAGCAUCUCUAGUAGUGCUGAAGAAAAUGCCAAAUACAACACAGGAAAGGAAAGUUACAGGAUACAAGUGGCGGAAUAUGCAACACUGGAGUUAUUUAUCCAUACACUGUUAUGCAGUAAGAUUCAGGGACUGGAAAUGUAGCCAGAGUCAAUGAUGGGCUUUGAAGGACAUGAGGAAGGAGGAAGAUGAGAACUAACGUACAGCUGAGAUAUUGCGGGAUACACUCUGUAUAGCAGCAUUCAAAUGGCAGGCAAGGGAUGAGUGAAAGACUGUGACCAUAAGAAUAAGAAAAGGAAGAGACAAAAAUAAUGCAAGAGAAAUGAGCUACGAAAUAAGUUUUCGGGGCUAGAAGAUGAGAGGGGGAAAAUAAGCAAUGUUAGAUAAUGUUGUGACAAGGAAGCGAAGAGGACAAAGAAAAAGAUAAUGGAAUUUUUUGAAGACCGGGACGGAAGAAGGAAGAAAAUCUGUCUGUAUGCCAUUUUGAUCAUUCCUGAACAAAGACUGGGAAAUUACACCAACCUCAAUGUGGGCCAGGUCUCCCUUGCUGGGGUUCUGCUACUAACAGUAGCUGAGCAAGGGCAGGAGGAAAACACAGCGAUGUGCUGGCUGCCGUGAACAAGGGCAGGCGGUGCAGGCCCGAUGCUGAGGCACAUCUCAACAACGCUGAGAAACAGGCCACCGUCUGUUCUUCGCCCUGAAAUAAAUGGUACCACCAAAACUGGUGUGUCUCAAUCCAUUCUUCUCCAGUGAUCCUAUUCUGAAUAACCCUGCUGCCUUCAGGAUUUAAGCAACUGUUCCAGUUGUGUUCCUCUC
This is a messenger RNA of Dromaius novaehollandiae (emu), 3632 nucleotides long. It is a transcript of the gene SNX25, whose product is annotated as sorting nexin 25. Bases 219 to 2960 code for a protein of 913 amino acids. Lineage: Eukaryota; Metazoa; Chordata; Aves; Casuariiformes; Dromaiidae. Gene Ontology annotation, molecular function: phosphatidylinositol binding. Gene Ontology annotation, cellular component: endosome. The record is from RefSeq and is a predicted model, not a curated record. The transcript has 15 exons.